GACAGUCAGGUGUUAUAUGUGUGUGUGUGUGUGUGUGUGUGUGUGUGUGUGAGACAGUCAGGUGUUAUGUGUGUGUGUGUGUGUGUGUGUGUGUGUGUGUGUGUGAGACAGUCAGGUGUUAUAUGUGUGUGUGUGUGUGUGUGUGUGUGUGUGUGUGUGUGUGUGUGUGUGUGUGUGUGAGACAGUCAGGUGUUAUAUAUGUGUGUGUGUGUGUGUGUGUGUGUGUGUGUGUGUGUGUGUCAGGUAAGACGGAGCUGCUCUACCACCUGCUGUGUCGCUGUGUGUUGCCGGUGGCGACCGGCGGUCUAGAGGUGGACGUUGUGUUCGUGGACACCGACUACAGUCUGGAUAUGUUACGACUGGUCAACAUCCUGGAGAGCAGACUGAACACAGCUCGCUCUACCAGCUCGCCGUCAGAUGAGGCGGAGUUGCGUUCAUGUCUGUCUCGCCUCCUGGUCGUCCACUGCUCCUCCUCCUCCCAGCUCCUCCUCACCCUCCACUUCCUGGAGACCUCCUUGUCAUCCCGACCGGGACUGGCGCUCCUCCUCAUCGACAGCAUCUCCGCUUUCUAUUGGCCGGACCGCUGUGAGGGCGGAGCCAGCAUCGCUAAGCAGGAAGAGAAGCUCAGCAAGUGUACAGAGCUGCUGGGCCGACUGCUCAGGGAUUACAGAAUCACCGUCUUUGCCACCUGCCACGCCAUCAGGAGGAGCUACAGUGGACCUCCCUCCUCCUCCUCCUCCUCCUCCUCCUCCUCUGAGUGUGACCGGCCCUACCUCUGUCGCCGCUGGCAACGGCUGGUGACCCACCGGCUGCUGUGCUCCAGGCAGGAGGCCGCAAACAACAUGGCCGCCACAGCAGGAGGCAGCGUGGAGCAGAGGAGACGGCAGGUCUUCACUGUCAACUGCACCUCCUCCUCCUCCUCCUCCUCCUCCACGACGAAGAAGGCCUACAGGAGCACCUCCUUCUACGUGACAGACGGAGGAGUGGAGUUUAUCUGACCUGCUGCUGCUUUUAUCAACAGUUCUUUCUUUGUGUUCAAUAAAGUUCUGUUGUGAUCAGGAGUUAAUCUAUUAUCAUAUUAUUAUUAUUAUUAUUAUUAUUAUUAUUAUUAUUAUUAUUGUUGUUGUUGUUAUUAUUAUAAUAAUAAUAAUAUUGUUGUUGUUGUUGCCAGACGAUAUAAACAUCCGGGGCGGAGUUUUCAUUCGUUUAUAAUCACCUGAAAAUAAGAAUCAUUGUGUUUUUGUUACGUUAAAAUGAAUAUUUACUACUCUGAGGAGUCCGCCAUGUUUCUACGGUAGCCCAGAGCGGACAAACACUGGCUCCAGAGAGGAGGUUCACUUCACUGUAGUUUGUUUCUGGCUGUGGAGUUUGAAGUGAGGGAGUUGCAACCUGUAACUACUAGAUGGCACUGAACCUUCACACUGGUCCUUGAAUCCUGAGAUUGAAGUCAUGGAUAUAUUAUAUCUGUAUUUUUAUAUUGACAUGAUUGUUGUUUAUGUUUCUUGGUAAACAAAUAAAAACAAACAAAUGGUUUUACA
Dicentrarchus labrax (European seabass) is the source of this 1538-nucleotide messenger RNA. Its product is annotated as DNA repair protein XRCC2-like. Gene Ontology annotation, molecular function: ATP binding; four-way junction DNA binding; ATP-dependent DNA damage sensor activity. NCBI's taxonomy places the organism in Eukaryota, Metazoa, Chordata, Actinopteri, Moronidae. The record is from RefSeq and is a predicted model, not a curated record. The transcript is spliced from 4 exons. Gene Ontology annotation, biological process: double-strand break repair via homologous recombination; DNA strand invasion. Bases 123 to 998 code for a protein of 291 amino acids. Gene Ontology annotation, cellular component: centrosome; Rad51B-Rad51C-Rad51D-XRCC2 complex; replication fork.